Syngnathus acus (greater pipefish) is the source of this 2539-nucleotide messenger RNA. RefSeq names its product WD repeat domain, phosphoinositide interacting 2 (gene wipi2). The transcript is spliced from 12 exons. Gene Ontology annotation, cellular component: cytosol; phagophore assembly site membrane; extrinsic component of membrane. Gene Ontology annotation, molecular function: phosphatidylinositol-3-phosphate binding; protein binding; phosphatidylinositol-3,5-bisphosphate binding. Bases 151 to 1434 code for a protein of 427 amino acids. The record is from RefSeq and is a predicted model, not a curated record. Lineage: Eukaryota; Metazoa; Chordata; Actinopteri; Syngnathiformes; Syngnathidae. Gene Ontology annotation, biological process: nucleophagy; protein lipidation; protein localization to phagophore assembly site.
AACAACAACAAUCCUGUUAGCAUUGCUACGACAUGCAUGCUAGCGCAAUGGCUCCUUGAAGCUCAGCUGAACGUGUCUGGCCUUUAAAACAUUACCAGACCAGCACCAUCUAUUUCCCCUGGGCCUUUAUACGUCGAUGGUGCCGGGCUCAUGAACUUGGCCAGCCUAAGCGGGGAUGCGGGCGGAAGCCAGCUCCUCUUCGCCAACUUUAACCAGGACAAUACGUCCCUGGCUGUUGGCACCAAAUCAGGAUACAAGUUUUUUUCUUUGUCUUCUGUGGAAAAAUUGGAGCAGAUAUACGAAUGUACGGACACUGAGGAUGUGUGUAUUGUGGAGCGUCUGUUCUCCAGCAGCCUGGUGGCCAUCGUCAGCCUCAAGGCCCCCAGGAAGCUCAAGGUCUGUCACUUCAAGAAGGGAACUGAAAUCUGCAACUACUCGUACUCCAACACAAUACUGGCUGUUAAACUCAACAGACAGAGGCUGAUAGUGUGUUUGGAGGAGUCACUUUACAUUCACAAUAUCCGAGACAUGAAAGUGCUGCAUACAAUCAGAGAGACUCCACCCAACCCUUCAGGGUUGUGUGCCCUGUCCAUUAGUAACGACAACUGUUACCUGGCAUAUCCUGGCAGUGCCAUGAUAGGAGAAGUUCAAGUGUUUGACACUGUCAACCUGCGAGCCGCAAACAUGAUUCCAGCCCACGACAGCCCAUUAGCAGCUCUAGCUUUUGAUGCCAGUGGAACAAAACUGGCCACAGCUUCAGAGAAGGGCACAGUCAUCCGCGUUUUUUCCAUCCCAGAAGGGCAAAAACUCUUUGAGUUUCGACGAGGAGUGAAGAGGUGUGUGAGCAUCUGCUCCUUGGCCUUCAGCAUGGAAGGCUUGUACCUGUCGGCCUCCAGCAACACAGAGACGGUUCACAUCUUCAAACUAGAAACACAGAAGGAGAAGUAUGUGCCAGCAGAGGAGCCCACCACAUGGGGCGGAUACCUGGGUAAGGUUCUGAUGGCAUCAACCACCUAUUUGCCCGCCCAGGUCACGGAAAUGUUUACACAAGGGCGAGCCUUCGCCACCGUGAGGCUGCCCUUCUGCGGUCAUAAGAACAUCUGCGCUUUAGCAAUGAUUCAAAAGAUUCCCAGGUUGCUGGUCGCAGCGGCCGAUGGUUACCUGUAUCUCUACAACUUGGAUCCUCAAGAUGGCGGGGAAUGCACUCUGAUGAAACAGCACAGGUUAGACGGCAGUGCCGAGCCGCUUAAUGAGAUCCUGGAGCAGGGGUCGCAUGAUCGCCCACUUGUGGCGCAGACCUACAGUGCUGCCGUCACUAAAGGCUACUGUGACGAGCAGGGCGCCGUGGGAGGGGCGGGGCUAGAGGAGGAUCUCAAUAGCUUGCGGCUAGAGGAUGACAACGAGCAGCCGCCGCUCAUCCUGGAAACCGAAUGACCAAACUGACGGCCGCACCAACCAAUCAGAGGGCUCCUCUGGCGCUGCUAUCGAUAAGUGACACGAGGGGGGAGGGCAGGAUCAGCGAGGGAAGUUAUUUUUCUGUCGUUUAGUUUUUUUAAACACACAGAGUGCUCCGGAGUCUAUCUGUUGUCGUUUGUCUCUUUAGGUACACCUCCACGUUUUAUCGCCCUCCCUCCUCCUUGUUCUCCUCAGUUUAGUCUGCGCGGACCAAGCUGACUGCUUUGCAUGUACAUGUGCCAACCGCUCCAACAAAACCCCAAUGUGAAUGAGAGUCUGUGAGCGUGCACGUUUGAUCAAAAUAGAAAAUGUAGCCGUGCUCUUCUAAGGACACACGUGCAAAUUCUAGCUCUGUGUGUAAAAACAAAACAAAAAACAUUGUGUAAGUGCCUCUUGCCUCCCUAUCAUGUUUUCUGUUUGAGAUCUCUGCAUUGGCUUAAUAAAAUCUAUUUUCAUUUGUCUGAUCUUAACCGAGGGUGUGUACUGUACUCUCUUCUCUGACGCUUUGCUUUCUCACGUGCAUACACAAACACACGCCGAGCACGUGUGACUUGAUGCUUUCUGCUGGCACCGUUGUGUGUUUGUGCAAAUGAACUUCCAUUCAUCCUUGAUUACUUCUCGGCUCGUUGGACCUGCACAUCCUUGCUUUCCCUCCAAUCAAUGGUCAGAUUCCAAUUUUGAUAUUCUGGCUGUUUUUAAAACGCUACAUUGGCAUUUCUACGCGAUGCUGUGUGAGCCUGCAUGAUGUUGCUGUGGUUCUGUGCAUUGUACACUGAAGACAUUUCAUGGAUGGUGAUCAUGAACUAAUGCAGAUCUUAAAAACUACAAUCCGCACGUCUGUACCUUUCUUGUCAUGGCAGGUUUACACUGUAAAUGGUUCUGCCUCUGACCGUAGACUCGAGUUGGACAAUUCAAUUGGCGGUCUGCUGGUCUUAGAUGUUAGUUUCAGUUUUCAUUUUGAUGACUCAAGCCACUCAACAAAGAUGACCUGUGGAGAUUGGGAGUGUUGGGCUUUUUCUAUUGAUUUUUGUAUAAAAUGUGAAACAUUUAUUUGAAACAACAAUAAAGAGAAAGGCCAUGUUGA